AUGGCAGACAAGGACGAGAUCACCAGCGUGGCUGCACCAGCCCCAACUGCCACACAUGUCCCCGAAUCUAAGGUGGGGGAUGUUAUUCAAUCCCAAGGAGUUACUCGCAUGGAAGCUGUCUACCGCGAGGCCAAGUCCAACCGCACAACCCUGUGGCUGGUCGGGAUAUCGGUCUUGGUAUGCGCUUGGGCAUACUCACUCGAUUCUUCCACUACUUACAACUACUCCAUCGAUGCGUCGUCGUACUUCAAGCAGCACGGAUCGGUCCUUUCAACCCUGUCGAUCGCAACGAGCAUCAUAAGUGCUGUGAGCAAGCCUUUCAUCGCCAAAAUCUCCGAUAUCACCUCCCGCCCCUAUACAUACCUCCUGACACUGUUCUUCUAUGUCAUCGGCUAUAUCAUUGUGGCAAGCUGCAAGAGCAUCUCGGCCUAUGUCAUUGGAGAGGUGUUCGUUUCGAUCGGCAGCUCGGGGCUGGACUUGACAAACGAUAUUAUCGUUGCGGAUUUGACACCUCUCGAAUGGCGUGGCUUUGCUAGCUCCAUGCUGUCCACUCCCUUCAUCAUAAAUACUUGGUUUGCGGGCAAAAUUGUCGAUGCUAUUGAUAGCAAGGACCAGUGGCGGUGGGGAUAUGGAAUGUUUGCCAUCAUCAUGCCUGCUGCACUGGGCCCCGCUAUCGCCACGCUCAUCUGGUUGGAUCGCAAGGCGAAGAAAGCUGGCAUUGUGAACCUUGCUUCGUCCAACGCAGCUAGACGAGCAGCACGUGAACUCGCCGAGAAAGAGGGCAUGGAGGCCCCUCGCGGUGCGGUGGUUGCUGCCGCGGCAGAUUCAUCUGAGACAUGGCUUCGAACACUCAAUCGAAAUUUGGAAGAAAUAGAUGCCUUUGGCCUUGUCCUCCUUGGCUUUGGGUGGUCCUUGCUUUUGCUGCCAUUCUCGCUCAAGACAUACGCUGACCAUGGUUGGCGUAACCAGUCACUUAUUGCCAUGAUGAUUGUCGGCGGUCUUCUUUUGAUAGCCUACGUUGCCUAUGAGAUCAAGUGGGCUCGUGUCCCCAGUGCGCCGCGUCGGUUGGUAUUCAAUAAGACAUUCAUCAUGGCCAUCAUCAUCGAUAGUAUUUACAUGCUUGCUGGACGAAUGCGCGGUCUGUACUGGGAUUCAUACGUCUAUGUCUCCAAGCCAUGGAGCUACCAAGAUUGGGUGUACUACAACAAUACCCUGACUCUUGCCCUCUGUAUUGCAGGGCCAUUGGUCGGUCUUCUCCAGCGCUGGACACAUCGUUACAAAGCCAUCCAGAUCGCAGGUCUGGCCAUCAAACUCAUCGGAAUGGGAAUCAUGCUCGACGGUAACAAGGCCACAUCUAACACAGCUGCAAUGGUCAUGUCAAUGAUUUUGAUCGGGUUCGGUGGCUCAAUGUCCGUCGUUGGUUCGCGAGUUGCAUCUCAAGCCUCCGUGCCGCACCAGGACGUCGCUCUUGUCAUCUCUUUGCUCUCACUGUGGUCGAAAAUCGGUAGCGCCAUUGGAGCCGCCAUCGUCGCAGUCAUUUGGGCCGAUCAAAUGCCCAAGCAGCUACGUGAACAUCUACCUUCUACAGCGACUGAUGCUGAUGUGAAGAAGCUUUUUGGUGUCCUCACAUCGAUUCGAAAGAAUUACGCCUUCGAUGAUCCCAUGCGCGUGGGUGCUAUUGUCGCUUUUCGUCGUGCGCUAUAUUACUGUCUUGCACCUGCAUUGGGGAUCGCUUUCAUCCCGCUGGUUGCCGCUUUCUUCCAGACGAACUACUUCCUGGGUAAAUCGCAGAAUGCGGUUACAAAUGUUGGUAAUGAUGGAUUGCCGCUGGAAGAGAAGGAUCGAGAUCCUGAAUUGGCACCUCCAAAGAACAAGAGGGAGGCGUUCCUGCGCUUCUGGGCUGGGCGAUGA
Messenger RNA from Penicillium salamii, 1911 nucleotides. Lineage: Eukaryota; Fungi; Ascomycota; Eurotiomycetes; Eurotiales; Aspergillaceae. The record is from the annotation of a GenBank genome assembly.